AUGUUAAAUUUUAGACGACAAGUUGGCGCUUUCCCUGCAAGUCUUAAAGAUAGGGAUAAAGACUUCCAAGGCCUCCCCGAAGUUCCAGCCGGACGGCAGCUGAAGCUAGAACUCCCCGGGAAGAAUAAACAAUCCAACAAAAAGGGAGCUGCAGGUAAGUCAGGGGGGGCGAAGAAGGGCGGUGGAAAGGAAAAAGGGGGCAGCAAACUGGAGAAGCAAGAGAGCAGCAGCAGCAGCAGCAGCAGCAAAGAUCCUUUUGGCGAGGAUCUGCGGCUGCUGCUGCUGCCGCUGCAGGCGGUUGCUGCUCAGGACUCACUGGGAGGUGAAGUAGCAGCAGCAGCAGCAGCAGCAACAGCAGCAGCUGCAGCAUCAGCAGCAGAAGCAACGGAGGGAGAGAAGCCAAAGACACAAGAGGAUCUACUGAUUACCGCAGCAAAAGCAUCAGCAGCAGCAGCAGCAGCAACCGAAGGGGACCCAGUAGCUGCUGCUACUGCAGCAGCAGCAGCAGCAGCAGCAGCAGAAAAUGCAGCAACAGUCAUAGCAACAGCAGCAGCAAAGUCAUCUAACAGCAGCAGCUGCGUCAGCAGCAACAGAGCAGCCGUUGCUGCAGCAUUACGUGCAAAGCUUCUCCCUCCUGUUGCUGCAGCAGCAACAGCAGCAGCAGACACCGUGCUGCAGCAGCAACUGCAGCAGCUACGUCUUGAGCUCGAUGGGUGGCAUUAUAAGGAAGGUGCAACCCUUUGA
Messenger RNA from Eimeria maxima, 744 nucleotides. RefSeq lists its product as hypothetical. The record is from RefSeq and is a predicted model, not a curated record. NCBI's taxonomy places the organism in Eukaryota, Apicomplexa, Conoidasida, Eucoccidiorida, Eimeriidae. Bases 1 to 744 code for a protein of 247 amino acids. The transcript is spliced from 4 exons.